Molecule: messenger RNA, 480 nt
Organism: Closterium sp. Yama58-4
Lineage: Eukaryota; Viridiplantae; Streptophyta; Zygnematophyceae; Desmidiales; Closteriaceae
Source: the annotation of a GenBank genome assembly
AUGUGCACAACGCAGGCGGCUCGCCUUUCCCCGCCAUGGUGCGAGUUACCCUUCACCACCCUGGUGACGGACACGCUCAUUCUGAACCCGUCGGGGCAGCUGGUGGGGGUGAUUGGCGUUUCGGCGGACAUAAGCGACAUCAAGCGCAAGGAGGGCGAGGUCCGCGCGCUCAACGCAGCGCUGGAGGAGCACAUUGUGGAGCGCAUGGAGCAGCUGCAGCGCAACAGUGAGGUGCUGCGGCAAGAAAUGGAGGCGCUCCUGUCUGCGGGGAGCACCUGCAGCUUUGCAUCAAGGACUUGGAGCAAUCGAGCAGCCGCUGGUGCUGGUGCUGGAGCAGAUGGUGGCGGGAGCGAGCGCGAAUCGCGCACGGAGGCGGAGUCCGCCAACCGCCUCAAGUCGCGGAUCCUGGCGCCCAUGAGCCACGAGAACCGUACCCCCAUCGAACGGCGUGCUCGCUGCCCCCACCUACCUGGAGUGUAG